Messenger RNA from Formica exsecta, 1808 nucleotides. RefSeq lists its product as uncharacterized. Lineage: Eukaryota; Metazoa; Arthropoda; Insecta; Hymenoptera; Formicidae. The transcript is spliced from 5 exons. The record is from RefSeq and is a predicted model, not a curated record. The coding region runs from base 286 to 1389 and encodes 367 amino acids.
UCAACGCGAGCCAGGUGAUGCGGAGAUAAAAGAGAAUGGGAGUCGUGUCGUAAAAACGAACGCAGGAAGGACGAGACGAAAGAGAGAACGGAAAAGUGGAUUGAUGAAAAGAGAGGAACUUGGUUAAAAGUAUCAAGUGGGAUCGAAGAGAGACGCGACACGAAAGACGAUCGGGACGAGAGUGAAGAUUACGCAUUGUGUGCGCGAAACGGAAAGAUAUAUGUAUAUAUCUUAUACCGUGGAGUGUGGAUACACACAUAUACGCACACCAAUGCUCAAGACCGUAUGAUGGCCGAGGUUUUGUCCGAGAAUGUCCCGAGGGCUGUGAGCGUCGUCGCCGUCGACAUCGCUGCUGUGGAUAACGUCAGGAGCGACGUGAACAGAACACAGGAAACGACACGGGACAAUGUACGGUCUUUCACUUCGACGGAAGCGCAGACGGAGCUGGCGCUUCACGGUGGACCAGAAGCGAGUCAGAGCGAGGAGGUUCCCAAUGGCAUCCGAGACGCUCGUAGGCGAGAACGACGGUUACGAAGGCAACAUCGUCGUGCCCUGAGAUCCUGUUCCAUACCGACAACGUAUCCCGGAACCGCGCCAGGCUGUCAGACAGUCUCGACCGCGCUGGGAGUGCCGUUGGUGCCACCCCCUAGAGGUUUCCUUCAUCCUCCUCCCCCACACUUGGGUCUCAGAGGUCUCAGCCUCGGCCUACCCUUCCCUGUACCCGCCAGCGUUUCUGCCUUCGGCAGAGAUGCAGUUCCGAAACAGUGCUGCGGCUUAAGUUCCCCGCCUGUACGCUGGUCCAUAUUGGGUGUUGGUUUCGUGGGUCUAGUUUGCGCCGGUGCUGGCACUCUCCUAGGCGCUCUCAAAGCUUCCGGUCGUGAUCAUCUCGUGGGAAUAUUCAUGUCCGGUAUAGGAGUGCUUCUGGUAUUGGUGAGUGCAGUAGCAUGGCGAUUGACCAACCAAGACUACUGUGGCAGCUUCUUUGGUUUCACAGGCAUUUCCGGUAGGAUACCCCCUAUGAGACCGAUACAUCCGUAUGCCGCUAUGCUUUAUCCGGAAUUCCAGUUUAGAACCCCACCACCGAGUUAUCAGGCUAGUAUGCAAGAAUAUAGACUUCGGCUGUUGUUGUUGGACCGACUGCAACCUACAACGUCGCCGCCACCGACCUACAGAUCGAACGCAGGAAGUAUCGCGGCUCCUGCUACAACGAGGGAGAGUCGACCACCGAGUUAUUGCGCUGAAACGAAUGUCACACCGAAUGCCACUCUAGUACCCUCGAAAAAGGACGCGAAUCUCGUUAGAAUUGUUCAAACUGAAUCCGAGCCAGUUAUUCUCAGCGGUGAUCAAACACCACCCAUAACUGCUGUCGAAGUACUGGCGCAUCUUUAGAUUCCGAGCGAGGAAUAUCACAUAGUAUAUCACACGUUUGGCCAUUUUUACAAAGUCUAAAGCGAUUGUGAUCAUGCAUCUGGAAGAUGAUGUAAUUGUGUAAAUUAAUUAUGGUCGUGAAAAAAGAUGAAAAUACUUUAGACGCCAUGUAUGCCUUCACACCUCAACUUCCAUGUCGAAUGCAUCAUAUGUAGAUAUUCAUUCAUCAUGACACAAAUCUGUGUGCAAUUGGAUACUUGAUGUUUGUAUAUAUAGGCCUAUAUGUGUAAAACGAAGAAAUUCAUACUAUAAUUUUUAAUUAAGGAUAAUUAUAUUUAUUUUAUAUAUAUACACAUACACAUACAUACAUAUAUAUUACAUUUACAUAUAUCUGCAUAUGUGUAUAUAUACAGAUAAACAUACUUUUAUAUAUAUAAAAG